AUGGCAACAACAAUCCUCCCAGCAGCAAUAUUGGCCAUCAUCAUAUUGCUUCAGUUUCAGGCCAUAGAUUCGAGUCCAGUCACUUAUCAUGUUGGCGAUGAAUUUGGCUGGGACCUGGUCAUCGACAUGCAAAGCUGGGCUCGAGGAAAAAAAUUUCAUGCCGGCGAUUUUCUCGUUUUUGAAUACGAUGAUCAGAGGUACGAUGUGGCGUUGGUGAAUGAAGAAGGGUUCAAUACUUGCACCGUUAACGACGGGGCUAAAGUGUUGGAUUCGGGGAGCGAUAAAGUCCAACUGGCCUUCGGAGCUAAUUAUUUCAUCGAUAGCGUUGCUGAUGUAUGUGCCGGCGGUAUGAAGAUGGCCAUCAACGCCACUGCACCGCCACCCUUGUUUUAG
Hibiscus syriacus is the source of this 393-nucleotide messenger RNA. Its product is annotated as basic blue protein-like. Gene Ontology annotation, cellular component: plasma membrane. The record is from RefSeq and is a predicted model, not a curated record. The coding region runs from base 1 to 393 and encodes 130 amino acids. Gene Ontology annotation, molecular function: electron transfer activity. Lineage: Eukaryota; Viridiplantae; Streptophyta; Magnoliopsida; Malvales; Malvaceae. The transcript has 2 exons.